UACUCCCAACCACAGCAGAUCAUUUCUUGAUUGUCUUUUGGGUGUUUCUGCUUCGCUUCUCGCUUCGCACCUCCCUUCAAAAUCUCAAAAACCACUCACUCUCUCUCUCUCUCCCGAUCACGCCGAGAGAACCAAACCAAACAGAACUCCUCCGCCGUCUCUCUCUCUCCGUCGCCUCGUCCGGCUACGACGCCCUCCCACCGAAGCAGCUCCUCAAUCGCCGCAAUCAAUCCCUAACCGACACAAACUUCCCUCUUUAGCUCCUCUUUUCAACCUCUGCCGGAAUCCGUUAGUUUGGUUCUGAUCAACCUCUCGCAGGGUUUGGAAUACUGGAAAUUUCGGUAAAUGUUGUAUUUCCGAAAGAAAAAGAAAUUCAAGUAAGUUCGCAAUGUAGGGAGUGGAUGCCAAAUAAUUCUUAUGCUUCGGGAGUUCGGAUCGGAGUUAUGGACGUUCAUAAUCUGCAAGUGCUCAUAUAAUCUUUGCCAAUGUGUGUUUCUGAUUUAUGAAGGGUCCUUGGUAUGAAGGAUUACACCAACAGGAGUGAGGGUAGACUAAUUUUAGUACUUUGGUUGUGAUUGGAACGGGGAAGAGGGGGCCAGGGAAGAAUGAGAGGUAACUGGGUAAAAAUUCGCCCCAAACCACGUGUUUCUUGUUUGCUGUUAUGCGGAUUAGAGGGGCAGGGGCUGUAAGUGAGGAUGAAUCUACAACAACCUGGGCAGCCCAAGUCCUCCAAUGGAUACAGCCGCCGAAAAUCUGAAAGAGAAGGGACAAUUAAAUCUGAGAAUAAAAUCCCGUCUGGCAAAUUAAAUGCCAGCAGAUUAACAAAUACAGGUGCAGUGACUGGCAGUAAAGGUGGCAAUUACGAUAAUCCUUCACAUGAUCGAUUAGUAUAUGUAACAACAUGUCUUAUUGGGCACCAGGUGGAAGUCCACUUGAAAAAUGGAUCCACGUACACUGGAGUCUUUCAUGCGACAAACACUGAAAAAGAUUUUGGAAUCAUUUUGAAAAUGGCUCGCUUAACAAAAGAUGGUUUGUCACGAGGACAGAAAUCUGGUGCAGAAUUCGUCAGCAAGCCCCCUAUGAAGAUUUUAAUUAUACCUGCCAAAGACCUUGUCCAAGUUAUAGCACAGGAUGUUGCUAUUGCCAGGGAUGGUUUACCUAAUGAAUCUCACCAGGAUAUGCAUCAGGAAAUCAUGGUUGAUUCAUUGAUAUCUCAAUCUCGUCAUGUUGAGCUAGGGAGAGAAUUAAAACCCUGGGUACCUGAUGAAGAUGAUCCACAAUGCCCAGAACUGGAAAACAUAUUUGAUGGCCAUUGGAAUAGAGGAUGGGAUCAAUUUGAAACAAAUGAGGCAUUGUUUGGUGUAAAAAGCACAUUCAAUGAGGAACUUUAUACAACAAAGCUUGAAAAAGGGCCUCAGACAAGAGAAUUGGAAAAGCAAGCUUUAAGAAUAGCAAGAGAAAUUGAGGGUGAGGAAACCCAAGAUCUUCAUCUUGCGGAGGAAAGAGGCUUUCACUUGCAUGAAGACUUUGAUAUUGAUGAAGAAACUAGAUUCUCUUCAGUUUAUAGGGGCAAACGUGCUGAUGACAGUGGAUUUGAUGAGGAUGUACUGUUUGAAACCCACAGUUCUGAUACUUUUGGUGGUGUAUUUGGUUCGGUUGUUAAGAGGUCUAGUGAAAUAACUGGUGGAAAAGGAAAUGAUGGAGCUCGAACAUUGGAUCACACGCAAUCAUCUCAGUCAAGUACUAGUGUGGAUUUAAGCCGCUCUGGUUCUUAUGAUCAUGCUAAGCAGUUAGCAUCUGAACUCCCUGCCAUAAGCUAUUCAUCGGUGGAUGGGGAAAGCAGGAUUCUGGAGAACUCAAUUAGUAAUCAACAUGGAGACAAUGAUACUAAGGAAGCAAGUGUGAUUCAAGCUGAGGAUGUUCAACUGUCAAAAUCUGAGGAUUCACAGGGAUCACUCUACUUGAAGAAGGAUGGCACUGAUAAAGGGGUAUUAUCUCCGAAUGCUAGCUCCUAUGCCCCUUCAAUUCAUACUUCAUUAAAAGCUCAUGAAAAGAUGGGAUCACAUGGAGAUUUAAUUGAGGGUUCAGCAACUGGCAAGGUUAAUGGGGAAACAAAAUCUGUAAAUUCACGUGGGACCCCAUAUGUGUCAGAUUCAGUUGGAGUCCCUGUAGCAUCUUCUGGUCCUGGCUUAUCUCCAAGUUCAUCAGUUGGUUCACUGUCUUCUGAAAAAUCAACUCUGAAUCCCAAUGCAAAGGAAUUCAAGCUUAACCCUAAUGCAAAGAGUUUUAUUCCAUCACCUGCUCGGCCUCCCACUCCACCGUCCGAUGGUUCCUUCUAUUUUCCAACUAAUGUAACUACUGUACCAAGUAUGCCAGGCAUGCCCAUGGGUAUUGGAAUUGGACCUACUUUUGCUGGUCCACAACCUAUGGUGUAUAAUCCUCAGGUAGCACCAAUGCCGUCUCAAGCAUAUUUUCAUCCGAAUGCACCACAGUAUGGACAGCUCCUUGGUCAUCCUAGGCAAGCUAUAUACAUGCCGGGUUACCUGCCCGAAAUGCCAUACAAGGGACGGGACUAUUGACGACUUGGCUAUUAGCAUUCUUGUUGGCAAGUCAAAUCCUUGCUUGAAAAGAAUAAACAAAGUGGUUGUCCUGAAAAGUUUUAAACGAGGAUAUCUGCAGCUGAUGCGAAAUCUCUAAAGGCAUAUGUUAUGUUGUUUGCCAAGUUUGCUAAUUCUGGGAGAUAAUUUUAUUACCUUGUUUUAACCCAUGCAUAUACAUCUUUUGGGGUUUCUCAGGCUUUGGUUGUGUAAUAGAUUAUCUCAGAUUGACCUUUCCCAUCCUUUUUUUUCCCUCUUUAAAUUCAAAGUUUACUUCUUUUAACCUCAA
Vigna angularis (adzuki bean) is the source of this 2886-nucleotide messenger RNA. Its product is annotated as polyadenylate-binding protein-interacting protein 3. The record is from RefSeq and is a predicted model, not a curated record. Gene Ontology annotation, molecular function: RNA binding. Gene Ontology annotation, cellular component: cytoplasmic stress granule. NCBI's taxonomy places the organism in Eukaryota, Viridiplantae, Streptophyta, Magnoliopsida, Fabales, Fabaceae. Bases 696 to 2579 code for a protein of 627 amino acids. The transcript has 16 exons. Gene Ontology annotation, biological process: cytoplasmic stress granule assembly.